CACCGCCCCGGGCUGCCGCAGACCGCGGGAGAGCGUCUGCGCGAAGCCCCAGCGCAGCCCUGGCGGGAGCGCCGCCUCCCAAACACCGGCCACAGCCCCCCGGCCUCGGGAGCGGCUGCCCCAGCGCACCCGCCGCCCGCGCGCAGAGAUGCUCUGCAUUUCAAGUUUAUCAAAGAUUAAAUUGAUAUUCAUGGGCUAAUCUGGAAAUUUACGAACGGUUUGCUUCACUACAUCUACAAGAAAAUAUGUGCGAAUUCCAGAUGGCUGUCUUCUGAAGGGGCUUUUAGAAGACAAUCCAGUUUCUGAAGUACUCCUUAAGCCAUGACAGCCAUCGUGAAGAUGGGAUUAUGAAUAUGGAAGCCUUCCUACGGGGCUUUGAAGAGAAGGGGUUAAAGAACGACAGGCCUGGGGACCCGUGCAAUAAAGAGAAAAAGAAGAUUCUCUUCUCCUUUUGCGAUGUGUGCAACAUCCAGCUAAACUCUGCGGCCCAGGCCCAGGUCCACUAUGACGGCAAGUCGCAUCGAAAGCGGGUCAAGCAGCUGAGCGAUGGGCAGCCUCCGCCCCCAGCCCCGGGCUCAGGCCCACUCUUGGCCAGCGCUUGCCCUUGCCCAGGCACCAACACCAGCACAGGCGGCGCGUGCCACGCUACGACCCUGCCUGCUCUCGUGCGCACACCCACCCUGAUGAUGCAGCCUUCGCUGGACAUCAAGCCGUUUAUGUCUUUUCCAGUGGACAGUAGUUCUGCUGUCGGGCUCUUUCCAAAUUUUAACACAAAAAGAAGAGGCUUAUUUGGGACCAAUAAAUUCUGCCAGAUGGACCCUGUGCAGAAAGCCGUCAUUAACCACACGUUUGGAGUCUCCAUUCCCCCGAAGAAGAAACAAGUUAUUUCUUGUAAUGUCUGUCAGCUGCGCUUUAACUCAGACAGCCAGGCCGAGGCCCACUACAAAGGAAGUAAACAUGCCAAGAAGGUCAAAGCACUAGAGGCAACGAAAAAUAAACCCAAAAUGGUUUCUUCCAAGGACAGCGCAAAGGCUAAUCCCAGCUGCUCCGUCAGGCCAAUCACAGGCGACAGCUCUGACAAAUCAGAAGACAAAGGGAAGUUAAAAGCCACCGGUUCCGCUCAGCCCUCAGGCUCUGAGGGAGGCGCCUUUCUCCUCAAAUCUGGAACCGCUCCUCUGCCACCUGCGGCCAUCACUUCUCCCUCGAAGAGCGCAAACGGAGCUCCGGGAUCUGCUGCUGAAUCCGAAGAAGAAAAAGCCAAAAAACUGCUCUAUUGCUCGCUAUGCAAAGUGGCUGUGAACUCUCUGUCACAGCUGGAGGCACACAACACAGGAUCUAAACACAAGACCAUGGUUGAGGCUCGUAAUGGAGCUGGUCCAAUUAAGUCCUACCCAAGACCUGGGUCAAGGUUAAAGAUGCAGAACGGCAGCAAGGGUUCGGGACUCCAGAACAAGACGUUUCAUUGUGAAAUCUGUGAUGUUCACGUUAACUCAGAGAUCCAACUCAAGCAGCACAUUUCCAGCCGAAGGCAUAAAGACCGUGUCGCAGGAAAACCGCUGAAGCCGAAAUACAGCCCUUACAACAAGCUCCAGAGGAGCCCGAGCAUCUUAGCCGCAAAGCUCGCAUUCCAGAAAGAUCUGAUGAAGCCUCUGACCCCGACUUUCCUGUCCUCGCCCCUGGCGGCUGCGGCUGUGUCCUCGGCGCUGUCCCUACCGCCUCGGCCAUCCACCUCUCUCUUCCAGGCUGCAGCCAUUCCUCCUGCGCUGCUGAGGCCUGGCCAUGGGCCCAUCCGGGCCACUCCGGCCUCCAUCCUCUUUGCCCCUUACUAAAUACUUGCAGCCCGCAACAGGCCAGGCCAACAGAAAGGCAUAGAAGAAAAGCCCAGAGGAUUCAGCAAUGUUAAGCCUUGUAUGUGACUGUAACCACCCCACCCACCCACCCACUGACAAAGUGCAGGCCGCAGAUCAGCCCAACCUCCAAAGCCAAAUGGAGGCCAGGCUGAAGGGCACUAUCCCCAUUUCCCGUGCCCCCUCUGUCCUACCCCAGCUGAUUGGUGUAUCUGAGAUAUUUAAGUUUCUUGAAAAUAUAUUGAUCAGAAAAAGAGAACCGACCUCUGUAUUCCCAUGGACGUUAUCUGGCUUAGAAACGAAAUGGAAUCUCCUCCUGGCAGACUUGAACAGUCAACUCUUCCUCGGGUGUCUGUAAAUAACUCCGGAAUCCAAGCGGGCAUGUUCUAGUGAGGAACGGAAGUUCGUCGCAAGUGCUUAAUUGUGGAUACCAUCUUCCCCACAGAUCAUGGCGUUCUUCCUUCUGGUGUACUAGUGUCCAUAGGGAUUGUGUACCGUUCUAGACCUGAGUACUGUUGUAUCCCGUGUAGUACUAGAUUGUAACUCUUGUCGAGUUAAACUUUUUUUUUUAUUAUUGCUGUGUAAUUGUUAGGAAGCAAAGUAGCUUUGAAAUUUUUUUUCUCUUUAAGAGAACAAAAGAUAAUGUAUUUUCUUUAUUUCAUGUUUUAUUUGGAGAUAUUUAAACAGAAUAGAAAAGCCAUAUAACAUAGCUAUAAUUACUACCUGUUUGCUGUUUUUGUUUUAACUUAUUUUUGUAGCACCCUCACUGGUUUGAGUUGCUAAGCAAAUGUAUACAGAAACACAAAGAGCUUCCUAAUUGCACAGUUUUGCACCUUCUGUGCAUCCGCAAGGAGACAAUGAAUCCGUGUAUUUCUACAUGAUGAUCUUCAUUUUAAACUCUCUUCAUUUGUAAUGAUGCUACAUAACUCUGUGGCUCCCUGAUGCAAUAAUGUACAGAAGAUAUAUAAUUUAUAAUUGAACAAUCUGUCUUUCUGUUUGAUGACUAUGUCACAGGUCACAUGACCAUGCCCUUCCCCACCCCCAACCCCCCCCCC
Alexandromys fortis (reed vole) is the source of this 2902-nucleotide messenger RNA. It is a transcript of the gene Znf385b, whose product is annotated as zinc finger protein 385B. The record is from RefSeq and is a predicted model, not a curated record. Lineage: Eukaryota; Metazoa; Chordata; Mammalia; Rodentia; Cricetidae. Gene Ontology annotation, molecular function: zinc ion binding; nucleic acid binding. The coding region runs from base 348 to 1829 and encodes 493 amino acids. The transcript has 11 exons. Gene Ontology annotation, cellular component: nucleus.